GGAGAAAGAACAGAGAACAAAGAGAGCGAGAGAGAGAGAGCAAAAAUAAGAGCGCUGUGCUGGUGUUAUGCAUCGUGUUAGAAAAUGUGAUUUCAGUUGCUAACGUCAGUAGCGGGCUGUAGUGAUAGGUAGUUCUCUCUGUACAUUAUAAUAUAAUAAAUAGCAGCUGGAAAACACUCUUUUUUGCACGUACAGCCAGUGAGUAGCGCGUACUGGCCCGUCGCUACGCAUUGAGGCAGCAACCAGUCUUUCUAAUUGUGGCUCUGAUGACCCGCUGCACCUGAGACAUGGCAAGCAAUCUCAGCGGCGAAUCCUAUCUGCUUUCAUCUGAGCAUCUAGACAGAUAGAGACCACCGUCACUCUCCGCCAAUGCCGCUUUCCACUCCACGAUGAGCGUAGCUUUGCAAGACCUCAGGAACAAUUUAAAGUUAAUUGAAUUGGGCCCUAAUUGUGUCCCAGAGCUUUCAGAGCACACGACCAUGCCUGCUGAUGAAGCUGCUGGAUCACAGCCCAGAAGCCAGCGAGGCUGGUGUGAGAGUUAGACAGCAGGGCCCUGCCUCCGAUCCAGAGCAGAGAUGUCGAACUACAAGCGCGCAACUUUCGAGGACGACGAUGUCCCUGACAUCCCCACCGAUGGUGCAGCUUCCCCGGACUGCGUGGAGGUCGGCUUCAGGAAGGGAGGUGUCCACUCUCUGGGUGCCAUGGGCAGGAGGACCCAGCUGGAGGUGAUCCUGACUGGCCUGCUCCUGGUGACGGUCCUAGCCUUGUUCGGGUGUGCCAUAUCCCUGGGGAUCCGCUACAGCACAGACCCGGCCCGCACCAUGUGCCUGACGGAGGCCUGCAUUACGGUGUCCUCUAAGAUCAUCGAGGCCCUGGACCGCAGCGUGGAUCCCUGCGAGGAUUUCUACCAGUACGCUUGCGGGGGCUGGAUGAAGAAGAACCCACUCCCUGACGGGCGCUCUCGCUGGAGUACCUUCAACAGCAUCUGGGACCAGAACCAGGCCAUCCUCAAACACCUGCUGGAGAACACCACAUUUAACUCGAGCAGCGAGGCGGAGAAGAAGACGCAGCACUACUACCUGUCCUGCCUGAACGAGCAGAGCAUCGAAGAGCUGGGAGCCCAGCCGCUCAUAGACCUCAUCAACAAGAUCGGGGGUUGGAACAUCACUGGACCCUGGGAUAAAGACAACUUCAUGGAGGUGCUGAAGACUGUCUCGGGACCCUACAGAGCUAUGCCCUUCUUCACCAUCUAUGUGAGCGUUGACCCAAAGAACUCCAACAGCAAUGUCAUCCAGGUCGACCAGUCGGGACUGUUCCUUCCCUCUCGGGAUUAUUACCUCAACAAGACGGCCAAUGAAAAGGUGUUGACAGCGUACCUGGAGUACAUGGCUGAGCUGGGCAUGCUCCUGGGCGGGGAUCACAACGCCACGCGGGCGCAGAUGCAGCAGAUCCUGGACUUCGAGACCAUGCUGGCCAACAUCACCGUGCCACAGGAUGAGCGGAGAGACGAGGAGAAGAUCUACCACAAGAUGACCAUCGCAGACCUGCAGACUCUGGCUCCAGUGAUUGAUUGGCUGGAUUACCUGUCCUCGGCAUUGUCUCCGCUGGACCUGAAUGACACAGAGCUGGUGGUGGUGUACGCCAGGGACUACCUGCAGCAGGUAUCGGAGCUCAUCAACAAGACUGACAAGAGCCUGUUGAACAACUACAUGCUGUGGAACCUCGUGCAGAAGACAGCCUCCAGCCUGGACCAGCGCUUCGAGAACGCCCAGGACAAGCUGCUGGAGAGUCUGUAUGGCACCAAGAAGUCCUGCACGCCUCGCUGGCAGACAUGCAUCGGAAACACGGAUGACACGCUGGGCUUCGCUCUGGGGGCGCUGUUCGUUAAGGCAACAUUUGACAAGCACAGCAAAGAGAUUGCAGAGGGAAUGAUCAAUGAAAUCAGAUCAGCUUUCAAGGAGGGACUAGAUGAGCUCAGCUGGAUGGAUAGCCAGACCCGACAAGCAGCUAAAGAAAAAGCAGACGCCAUCUAUGAUAUGAUCGGGUUUCCUGAUUUCAUUCUGGAUAACAAAGAUCUGGAUGAUAUUUAUGAUGGAUACGACGUUUCCGAAGACUCCUUCUUCCAGAACACACUGAACUUCUACAACUUCUCAGCCAAAGUGAUGGCAGACCAGCUCCGGAAAGCACCCAACAAGGACCAGUGGAGUAUGACGCCCCCUACAGUCAAUGCUUAUUACAUGCCGACGAAGAACGGGAUCGUCUUCCCAGCGGGCAUCCUGCAGGCCCCCUUCUAUGCCAGGGACCACCCCAAGGCUCUGAACUUUGGUGGAAUCGGAGUGGUGAUGGGUCACGAGUUAACGCACGCCUUCGAUGACCAAGGAAGGGAAUACGAUAAGGAUGGGAACCUUCGACCCUGGUGGCAGAAUUCCUCGCUGGAGGCCUUUAAGAACCGCACAGAGUGUAUGGAGGAGCAGUAUACCCAGUACAGCAUCAACGCAGAGCACAUCAAUGGCAAGCAAACCCUGGGGGAGAACAUCGCCGACAACGGGGGGCUCAAAGCUGCCUAUCACGCAUACCGGUCGUGGCUCCAGAAGAACGGUGAGGAGCAGCUGCUCCCGGCCGUGGGGCUCAACAAUCACCAGCUCUUCUUCGUGGGAUUUGCACAGGUCUGGUGCUCGGUCCGGACCCCCGAGAGUGCCCACGAGGGGCUGAUGACUGACCCCCACAGCCCGCCCAAGUUCCGGGUCAUCGGCACGCUCUCCAACUCCAAAGACUUUGCGGAACACUUCAAAUGCCCCAUGGGCUCUCCGAUGAACUCGGGCCAGCGCUGCGAGGUGUGGUAGAGCAGCUGAAGCAAGGCACUGGACUUCGCUUUGUGUAAAAGACAAAAUAAUGCUGGAAUUCAAGAGACAAGCCUGAGCGAGAAAGAGAGUUAGAAUACGGGCUGUCUUUAUGUUUAUGUCCUUCAUUAUGACAGCGCACCACCAUUCCCUGUCCAUUCUUUGAUCUUGUCUGUUAAAUCUAAGUUGUUCUUGUUUCGAUCGAAUAUUUAUAAUAACAGCUGUGUUCUGCAAAAGACACAUUCUGGUUAGUGGGUUGCUGGGUAAAGAUAUUAAAGCUGAAAAAAAAAAAAGACUGCUAAAGUCUUGACCCCGUCUAGUGAGAGUGGACCAUGCACUGAUGUGCGACUCCCAUAGCUGUUGUCUGGAAGGCAUUGUCUGGUGUUUCUGUGUCACUCUGCUCUGUAUCAGUUCAAUCAGCACACAGGGAGCACACAGGGAGCACACUGAGACAAUGGAUGCUGAAAUAUUCCAAAUGUUUGUCACCCUGCUGAGUAACCAGUAAGAAUGUUCAUUUACACAGCAUCAAUCCGUUCACUCAGUUUACUGCACAAAGUUAUAGUUCUGUCAAAUAAAAAAUAAACUAUAGGAAGACCAAAAUAGCGCUAGCAUCCCAUUCAAAUAAAAUACACAUCUUCAGAUUCUUUCAGAUUCUUUCAGCUAGUCUAUCACCAAUGAUAACAUGGCUAAAUUACAACAAUUUGCACCUUUACGUCUCUUUAAAAUGCUGCCAUUGAAAAAAAAAGAUCUUCAUUUAAUGUGACAUGGCAAAAUGGUGUCUCCCACUGGCUAGAACGGGGGGGGGGGGGCACGUUGGUACCUACUAUAUAAUAGCAGCUUAGUACUUAGUGCCCAAUCUGAGGUCCCUGGUCUUGUGCAUUUGUAAAGUUUCUAAUGUUCAUUGAGACAUUCUCAACUGAAUUGUGGAGCCCCGAUAAUUCCCAUUCAAACCUAGACGAGCAAUGGCAGAGCUGCUGCACUGCUCACUCCCAGCAGGGGUCACUAUUGUGCAAGAUGGUUUGUCCAAUGGGGUCAGGCAACUUAAAAGGAGGCGUGUAAACAAGUGUAAACAGAAACUUCAGUGAAAUGCCUUUAAAUAUGCCAGCUCGGAGUGUUGUGUUUCCUGCUGGCUCCCCCUUGGACUGGCUUGUUCUGAGGCUGUCUGAUAACUCCAGUACUGUCACAGAGGUUCACCUUUUCUUUUCUAUGACAUAAUUUUCAGAUUAGCCACAUCACUUCUCUAACAAAGUUCCUGUCAUGGUCUCCUGUUUAAACUCUGGCGCUCACCCUUCUAGUUCAAUCUGAUUCGUGGAAGUAUACAUUGUGACAUCACUGAGGUACAGAGUGAACUCUGAUUGGUCCUUGCCCUGCUGGGUUUAGACUUUUACUUAAGUGAUGUCACAGUUCUGUUCUGCUGCGUUGGACCGGUAAGGCGAGGUGCGCUCAGAGAGCCAGUGUCACAGCAUGCAGCAGGCAGGUGAAUAUCUCCAUCUAUAUAUCUGAUACAUAAAGGGGUGAUCCAAUAAUCAACUACACGACUGUAAACCAAAUCAGUUUGGAAUUCAUUAUGGAUUAAUAAGAACUACAAGAAGCCACAGUGUUGCAUUCAGCCGAGUCUCAUUACUGUGAAGGAAAGACCAGACGAUGACAAGCCUGUGGAUCACAGGGGGGACUGUGCAGGUACUGGAGUGUCCAAUUCACUCCAUUUCCUAGGCACUGCCACACUAUUUCUCAAGCCACUGCCCAGCUCACUCUUUGUAUGUUGGUAUCUUGUUAUUCUUAAGCCUUAUUUAAUGUAAUGAAAUUGUUACGAUUGUAUGUGAAUUUGUUUUUCAUUGCUGGCUUUUUUUGUUUCUUUGUUUUUUUGAUUGUCGGAGAGCCAAUCUUCUGUAUGAAACACACUGUAUUUGACCUGAGGGUUGAUUAAAUCCCUUUGCAUUCA
This is a messenger RNA of Polyodon spathula (Mississippi paddlefish), 4782 nucleotides long. Its product is annotated as endothelin-converting enzyme 2-like. The coding region runs from base 576 to 2843 and encodes 755 amino acids. The transcript is spliced from 20 exons. NCBI's taxonomy places the organism in Eukaryota, Metazoa, Chordata, Actinopteri, Acipenseriformes, Polyodontidae. Gene Ontology annotation, biological process: protein processing. Gene Ontology annotation, molecular function: metalloendopeptidase activity. The record is from RefSeq and is a predicted model, not a curated record. Gene Ontology annotation, cellular component: plasma membrane.